This is a messenger RNA of Astyanax mexicanus (Mexican tetra), 7914 nucleotides long. RefSeq names its product mitogen-activated protein kinase kinase kinase 13 (gene map3k13). Bases 388 to 3411 code for a protein of 1007 amino acids. The transcript is spliced from 14 exons. The record is from RefSeq and is a predicted model, not a curated record. NCBI's taxonomy places the organism in Eukaryota, Metazoa, Chordata, Actinopteri, Characiformes, Acestrorhamphidae. Gene Ontology annotation, biological process: JNK cascade; protein autophosphorylation. Gene Ontology annotation, molecular function: JUN kinase kinase kinase activity; ATP binding.
ACCUGCCUACCUCCGUUCACAGCCCUGAGGGAGGGAAGAGAGAGAGAGUGAGUGAGAGAAAGAGAGAGAGAGAGAGAGAGAGAGAGAGAGAGAGUAGUACUAAAGCAGCUUUACACAUGGACCCAUAUUUUAGUCUGCAGAUCAGGAGGCAGGAAAGUCCCGCACUGCCCUCCUCUUACACAGACACAGAAAAGCCUAGGAUAACCUGGAACACCAUGCAGCAAAUAACAACCGAGACUGGAGCAGAGGCUUUGUGGACUGGGCAAUGUUAAGGAAUGGCAGCAAAACGCGAAGAGAUACUGGCUAGCAAAGGUCCCCUGAUCUUAAUCCGAAGCAUCUGUUGUUGAAGCCCCUCUGGCUUCCCUCUCUCCUGGCGGGCUGCUGCCCAUGCACACACACGGCACUAUGGGUAGCUCCCCGGAGGUGCUGUCCUGGACGUCUUGCCCCAGUCUGCUGGUAGGGAAGCUGAAAGAAGAGCUCAAACUCACCGUGGUUGGGGAUGCCUUGAAGAAGACCAACCCCAACACUUCCCCUUCUCCCACACCGCCCCCACCACCGCCACAGAUCAUCACCGACCUGGCCCCACCCACAAAUCUCCCUGUUCCCCUGCAUCAGCUGCAGGCGCCAAGCCGGGACGAGCUGGACUCGGGCCUGAGCGGGACGAGCCCGCCAUGCACAGCCCUGAGUGAGGACUCCACUAGAGAACAGGGCCACUUUGAAAACAGUGUCCUACAGCUCCAGGAACACGAGGACCCGGAAUCGCCCGGCUCCUGCGGACAGGGAGGGUGUGGCAGCGGCGGGGAAGAGGGGAACAUGGAGGAAGGAAAUGGAUGUCCCACGGAGCAUACUGGGGACGAAAUGCACCACCACCACCACCACCAUCACCACGAUGAUAUCAAACUGCAGUUUCACAGAGCCGGCACAGGAGGUGGAGGGUUCCUGGAAGGGCUGUUUGGCUGCUUGAGGCCUGUGUGGAAUAUCAUAGGAAAGACUUACUCUACAGAGUAUAAGCUUCAGCAGCAAGACAUGUGGGAAGUUCCCUUCGAGGAGAUUUCAGAGCUGCAGUGGUUGGGAAGUGGGGCGCAGGGUGCUGUCUUCCUUGGAAAGUUCCACUCAGAAGAAGUGGCCAUCAAGAAGGUCAGGGAACAGAAAGAGACGGACAUCAAACACCUUCGCAAGCUCAAACAUCCCAACAUCAUUGGCUUCAAGGGUGUGUGUACGCAGGCUCCAUGUUACUGCAUUAUAAUGGAGUACUGUGCUCAGGGUCAACUGUACGAGGUUCUGAGGGCAGGUAGGAAGAUCUCUCCCCGUCUUCUGGUGGAUUGGGCCUCGGGUAUCGCUAGCGGCAUGAACUACCUGCACCUUCACAAGAUCAUCCAUAGAGACCUCAAAUCACCAAAUGUGUUGGUCACUCAUAAUGAUGCAGUGAAGAUCUCAGACUUUGGGACCUCAAAAGAGCUCAGUGAUAAGAGCACCAAGAUGUCGUUUGCUGGAACGGUGGCCUGGAUGGCUCCUGAAGUGAUUCGCAAUGAGCCUGUAUCUGAGAAAGUAGACAUCUGGUCAUUUGGGGUGGUGUUAUGGGAGCUCCUGACUGGAGAGAUUCCCUACAAGGACGUAGACUCCUCUGCCAUUAUCUGGGGUGUGGGCAGUAACAGCCUGCACCUUCCAGUGCCCUCUACUUGUCCAGACGGAUUUAAGAUCUUAAUGAAACAGACAUGGCAAGGUAAGCCCAGAAACAGGCCGUCCUUCAGGCAGAUCCUGCUGCACCUUGACAUCGCCUCAGCAGAUGUGCUGGGAGCCCCGCAGGAGACGUACUUCAAAUCUCAGGCUGAGUGGAGAGAGGAGGUGAAGAAGCACUUUGAGAAGAUAAAGAGUGAAGGGACGUGUAUCCACCGGCUGGAUGAGGAACUUAUACGGCGCAGGAGAGAUGAGCUCAGACAUGCGCUGGACAUCCGGGAACAUUAUGAGAGGAAGCUGGAGAGAGCUAAUAACCUUUACAUGGAGCUGAGUGCAAUCAUGCUGCAGUUAGAAGUGCGAGAGAAGGAGCUUAUGAAAAGAAGAGAACAGGCCGUGGAGAAGAAAUACCCUGGAACCUACAAACGCCACCUGGUUCGGCCAAUCGUGAGACCCAAUGCAGUGGAGAAACUCAUCAAGAAGAAAAGCAGUGUGAGCCACAAGCCUGGAGCACCAAUUCCUAAGAGGCCUGACUUGCUGCGCUCUGAUGGGAUCCCGAGUGUGGAGCCUCUUCCAGCCCCCUCUCCUCUGUCCGGCAGCCCCAAGGUCUCCACUCCUCCAGGGAAGGCCCGAUACCGCAGCAAGCCCCGCCAUCGCCGAGCUAACAGCAAGGGCAGCCACAAUGAGUUCCCUGGCGUGCUGAAGCCGACUGCAGGGACCGCUGAGGAGCAGCAGCCGUUACAGCCUCAGCAGUUCCAUCACCACCACCAUCAUCACCAUCCUCUUCCUCCUCCUCCUCCUCAGCCCCUGCCAGAGACCCCUCUCCUGCCCCUCCAAAGCAGAGAAAAUGCCGUGGCAACAUGUGCCAACAACCUGCGUUACUUCGGACCGGCCGCAGCUCUGCGCAGCCCACAGACUGACCACCUGCAGCGGCGCGUGUCCGGCUCUAGCCCUGACCUCAUCUCCACCACCAUGGACGUGGAUUCACGGCAGGCAGCAGGCACCGGGCCGGGGCCACUCUGCCCCUGCUGCCAGGCUCACCCCUUCCCAGGCUGCCUGCACUGCCAGGAGACGCUUCCGGCCUCCAGCCACCCGGGGCUGCCCCACUAUUCCCUGCUCAGCACGUGUGAGGGAUCGGCGGGAAUGGCGUUACAGUCAGCCGACCAAGCUUCACACAGAGAGGGUCAGGAGAAGGCUGAGCAGCCUGAGCAGGGGUCUCCACGGACCAGCCUGACUAGCGGGAUACCACGAACCCUCAGACCCCUCAGCAAGGCGGGAGAUGACUCAUCUGAAGAAGAGGAGGGAGAGGUUGACAGUGAAGUGGAGUUUCCACGGAGACAGAGGCCUCACCGCUGCAUGAGCAGCUUCCAGUCGUACUCCACCUUCAGCUCAGAGAACCUGUCUGUGUCGGAUGGAGAAGAGGGCAACACCAGUGACCACUCGCACAGCGGACCUCUGGAGGCUCUGAGUGCGAGUCAGGAGGAGCACCUGGACGAGCUGCUCUCACACACACCCGAGAUCCCCAUCGACAUUUCCACACAGUCCGACGGCCUGUCUGACAAAGAGUGUGCCGUCCGCCGGGUCAAAACCCAGAUCUCCCUGGGCAAGCUGUGUGCAGACGAACACAGCUAUGAGAACCCGCUGCACUUUGGGGACUCAGACUGUGACUCCUCGGAGGCAGAGUGCUCUGACGCCACCAUCAGGAACAAGCAGCCAUGUGCUCCCUCUUCCUGGUGAGCUCCUCCCUUUAAAUCCCACCUCCUGGGAGGAAACCACCGCAAUAACUGGAGCCUGCUGUAAACGACCACACCCCAUCCCCCAUCCUGUUCCCCAGCCCUGUGGCCUCAAGCCUUUCCCAUCCGAGUAACCUCAGGCACCUCUGGACUGACAAUGUAGCUAGUGUAACAUUCAUAAUUUAUUUUUCUGCAUCGAGGAAACAAAAAAAAACCUAAAUCAGGAACUCUACACAUUUUGGCGAGGAACAAAAGGACAAAAAAAAUAAAAAAACGGACUGUGUGAAAGCUCAGUGGAGUGUAUUGCUAUUCUGUUCGGGAAUGAAAUGACAGAACUCGAUGCCGGGGGCACUGAGAGACUCAGUGGGGGCAGUGAAGGAGAAUUCGUGGACUGCAUGUGUGUGCGUCUGAUUGUACGAGUGUCUGUGCCCUAGGCUUUCGAGCAGAACAUUAGAUCAAUUAGAUCAACGUAGUGAAAAUCAUUCCUUGACGGGACCAGUGGUUUAAUUAUUCUGAUAGAUAUGGGAAUCUGACCCCCGAGCAGCCAGCCCUGUCCUUCUGGCGAAGAUGAACCAGCUACCUGGUAAAUCUUGAGUUUACAGAAACGAUGCUCUGCCCCCUGCUGGGAGAUCAGGGUAACUUCAGUUUGAGCACCAGCAUGAACAGUCCCUGUCCUCCUUGUUUUUUCGUCUCUCCAUCACUCACAUCUCUGAUACUGUGGACCCAUGUGAAUUCUUCGUCCCAGGAUGCCUGGUUGGCCUGCCGUUGGAAACCAAUUGGACCGAUCAGACAUCUGAGUGCUGCUGAAUUCUGUGGACGAAAAAAAAACAACAUCCGUGGGUCUGCACCCGAGCAGCUCUUGACAGAACGCUGGCUGCUCUAGAAAGGAACUUAUCUUAAGGGUACAGUGUCGGCGCACAGCGGCUUGAAAUCAGUGUUUGAAACUGUAGGAGAUCUGUCCAGCUUGCCUCUGACCUCAGGACUGUGCUCAGAGAAGGACGAUCAGGCGAUCAGGGGGAGGAGGACAAUAACGGACCAGCAAUGUAUGGACCAGACUAGACAAAACUAAAGCCCUGUAACUCAUUCCUCUCAUCCCACGCUUAUCUUUAGACUCAUAUAUAUAUAUAUAUAUAUAUAUAUAUAUAUAUAUAUAUAUAUAUAUAUAUAUAUAUAUAGUAGUCAUGCAGUUGAUGUGAAGAUGCAGCAGCCCUUUAAAACAUCCCUCAGGACUUGGUUGUGCUUUCUGUAUGCUGUUGUAUUGUUUUUUUUAUUGUUUCUUUUUUUUUUUUUUUUUCUGUUUCUGUUUGUGUUGUUCGUUUAGUGCGUGGAGUGAAACUGAAUGUGUCAUGUACAGGGAGAGGGCACGACAGAAACACACACACACACACACACCUUCAGAUGCACUCUGCUGUUUCUCGAUCGUCACUGAAUCAGCAAUAAUGCAGGAUCCCCGCUCAGGCAUAGGAGAACCUAGCUCAGGAGACUGGUCUGUCUAGCUGGCUGGACAGGUGCACAGGCGAGUUGUAGUGAAACGUAAAGGUAGUUCUAGAAAAUGUCACUUUUUUUAAGAAAAGGCCUCUAUUUUUUGUAACUUUGAGUUCAGCCGAGUCACCAGUAUAAUAAAAUAAGACAAAAAGAAACAAUCCUGCAUUUUGAUGGUUGGAUGCUCAGGUUAUGUAUGUGUUCAGUGCACUUGUUCAGAUCUCUUCAGAGUGUGCAAGCAAUGAGUCUCCACUAGGAGGAGACAGAUCUGUCCGUUGUGUUUCUCUGAUAGCAAAAUCAGGCAACAUUCCUUUUUACUGUAUAUUAUAUUCAUAUAUUUGUAUAAACCACUGGGAAAAUUCCUACAUUAGGCUUUAUUAUAAACUGUCUAAUGUGGAUGCCCACCUAAAUCCAUCUGUUAAUUUUUAUUCAUUUAUUUUUUAUUUUUUAAUAACUGUCCCUAUCUGCAAGGGAUGCUGCAUCUUGUAUCAUUACUACUGCACUGUAUUCAUUUUACCCUUGUGUGUUUUUUGGUGUGUGUGUGUGUGUGCGUGCGUGUGCGUGUUUUGUAGGAUAAUAGUAUAGCAAGGAUGGCCAGUUUACGUGUAGUUAGACAAAGUCAUGAAGUCUCACUCAUGACUUUAGGAGAUGGCAAAAUGAGAGAAACUGUGAAGGACAUUGUUCAGUUUUUUUUCUGCAAAUUUAAAUUGUAAGCAAAUGGGGUUCGUAUGUCGAAGUCUUAACGAAGCAGUCGCUGCACGGAUGCUUUUGGAUACAGAACAAAAACGAACAAAAGCAAAAAGAAUUAAGACAUACACUGUGGAGCUGUCAGUUCCGUACCUUAUUCCUUUUGAGGAGAACCAGCCAUUAUUGUUAUUUUCUGUUCAUAUUCUCUGACCAGCAUGAUUGGAAUUGGACGGACCUGAACGAAAAGGACUUUUGAGUGUGGCUCGUGGGAAUCGUCCUGCUGUAACUGGUGAGCAAGGACAGCUUGUGGACACACACCAACCUCAUUUUGUUUUGUUUUUUUCAUUGUUUCUUGUUUACGUUGUUUAAAAAAAGGCUGCUGUGUUUUAAUCAGACGAAUCGAAAUCGGAUGAGGUGUUGAUGGUGAAGUACAGUAUCUUUCCGUCUGCAGCACCGUAACAGUUCCUGUAAAGUAUGAUUAUGUGUUGUGUUAAUUUAAGUUAAUUUAAUUUAAUUUUCCUUCCUUUUCAUUUUGUAGCUGGCCUACAGGAUCAUGGAAUUAAUUUAUUUUGGACUACUAGUAAUGUUUAGGAUCAAACAAAUCCUCUUUUUCUGUUUUCCUGAUGAUUUGGAACUUAUACACUCAUAUUGUUUUUAACUUGUGUAAAAGUAUUUCUUGAGGGAGAACUUUAGGUGCAGUUCUGAGUGAAUGGCUUGGUAAUAACUGGAGAUGGAAAGGGUUGACAGUAUAUAUUAUUAUACAGUAUGUACCCAAACACAUAAUUCUUGACUUUUAAGGCUUAAAAAAAAAAGAUGACCAAGUGUUCAUACAGAGAACAGGCCUUAAAGCCAAUAGAAAUGACAGUAAACAUUAAAGAUACAUAUUAUAAUAAUGUAUUAGCCUGCUUAGUUGGCUAUAUUGCAUUGUCUUAUUAUUUGGGUCUGGCUACUGUAUCAUCAGUGAAAUUCCUGCAGAUCUACUUUCUUAAAGAUAGAGGUGCUUCAAAUGGAUUUUAGGAACACUUAUGUGAAACAAAUGCUGAUAGUAAGUUGGGGUCAUUUUAAAUGGUAGAGAGGAUGAAUAUUAAAAUUAGUAAAGAUCCUUUACAUUGGGUUCUAAAUGCCCGGCAGACUAUGACUAAGCUGACAUUAUGGCUUGAGAAUCACAAGCUUGGAUCCCGGGUCAUGCUGCUUUGCCUCAGCAGCCGGAGUCCGAGAGAUUACGUUCGAACAUGCUCUCUCUGGGUGGGUGGAUGAUGCUCACAUUCAGGCAUCUUUUAGCUGAUGUGUCUGAAAUGGGGAUCCGGCACUCAUCCUCAUCCUCCUAGUGUCAGCAGCAUUAAAAUUGAGCAUUGCAAAUGGAGGUAGCUGUAGUGAGUGGGUAGUAUAAUUGACUUUGCUAAAUUGAGGAGAAUAUUGGGUUACAAAAAAGAAUCUAUAUUAAGUAAAGAUGUUUAUACUAAAAAAAUGUUCUUCACUAACACACAGCUCCAUGGAUCUUAAAGGAAUUUAAAGUUUUUCUAUGGCCCCGCUGUAAGACCCAUUUGAAGCACCUUUAUUUUUAAGAAAGUAAAGUAAAGUAACAAAAUCUUCCAGAUUAAGGGAUGAUUUAUGAAGUAAACUGUAAAACAAUCUGCAGCCAGACCAGGUGCUCCUUAUCCAGCACAUGAGGUUCAGUAGCUGGCACCAUUGAAUAAAACUGAAUAAAAUAAAAAAAAAUUGAAUAAAAUGGCCAGUUGACUUGAACAAGCUUAGAUGCUUUAGAUGUAGGCUUUAGUGAAUAAGCCCCAUAGUCUGCUAAUGAUUAGUCCAGAGAUGGCCUUCUCCAUGGUCAGUAAGUACACACUACUAACCUCUUUAGGCCUUUAAGCCAAUGUGGAAUGAAUAUAGAGAACGUUCCUCAUGGUGUUGUUUGACAUACUGUCAGUAUUAGCAGAUGCAGAUUGGAUUCUGACAGGGCAAGUCUUGUGUAAGUAUUUAAACCGUGAAAGAUUACAACUAUUUACACGCCUCUCUCUGUAUCGCCUUUCCUCAGAUCUCUCUCUCUCUCUUGGUCUAUCACAGUACAUUCAUGUCAUUACUAUUUUUCAACUAAUGCAUAAACAGUUAUUUUGUUAUGAACUAUUUUUGUGCAGGAUGUGUUAAACUCUCAGCUAUUUUUCCCCCCUCCAGUAUGUUUCUUACUCAUGUGCCGCCUUCCCUUAUCUUGAAUGGCAUUAUGAUCAACCAAUCCCGACGGUUUCCUGUAUUAGCCUGUGUACAGUGCAAUGGGAGCAGGAAGGAAUUAAAAUCAAAGCAAACAACUGCAUGGAAUAAACCGCUGAUGUACUGUACCGAA